This is a messenger RNA of Gasterosteus aculeatus aculeatus (three-spined stickleback), 2948 nucleotides long. NCBI's taxonomy places the organism in Eukaryota, Metazoa, Chordata, Actinopteri, Perciformes, Gasterosteidae. The record is from RefSeq and is a predicted model, not a curated record.
GGGUUCGCGUGAGAGAGGUUCUCCGCUCGCGGCGCUUGUCGGCCCGGUUUCAGGGGGAGCUCCCACCACGGUAUGAUCCGGUAGAAGGCCAUUUAUUAAUUUUUUUACUUUGCAAUGCUGAGGCAUUGCCCCAUUCCCCGUUUCUCGUCGGGUGCCCGGAAAAAGAUGCCAAAUGUCGCCUUCGGGAAAGAGAAGGCUUCGUCCAGAGAGCCGCCGGAGAAGCAGCCGCCUGCGGAGCCGCUACCCCCUCAGAAAGUACUCAAGAUGUUUAGCAUCAACAUCAUUGCACAGGGUUUGCCUUUCUGUCGCAGACGGAUGAAGAGAAAGUUGGACCAUGGCCCCGAGGUCCGAUCUUUCCCUUCAGGAAAAAAGCCCUGCAAAGGCCCCGAGUAUCCAAGCCCGACAGGAAUUGUCCCGUGUCCGGCCACACCCACCACAUUUGGCCACAUUAGAACAGCCAAUUGUCAGCAGAGGCGGCGCAUCACCUCCAUCCAGCCGCCGACGGGUUUCCAAGAAUGGCUGCGAACAUUUCAGAGCUGGACCGGCCCGGAGAAGCUGCUGGCGCUGGAUGAGCUGAUUGACAGCUGUGAGCCCACACAAGUCAAGCAUAUGAUGCAGGUGAUCGAGCCGCAGUUUCAGCGAGACUUCAUCUCCCUGCUGCCCAAAGAGCUGGCUUUGUACGUGCUGUCGUUCCUGGAACCGAAGGACCUCCUUCAAGCAGCCCAGACGUGUCGCUACUGGCGCAUCCUGGCAGAAGACAACCUGCUGUGGAGGGAGAAGUGCAGGGAAGAAGGCAUCGACGAGCCUCUGCCCCUCAAGAAGAGGAAAAUCGUCAAGCCUGGCUUCACUCACAGCCCCUGGAAGAGUGCCUACAUCAGGCAGCACCGAAUAGACACCAACUGGAGGAGAGGGGACCUCAAAUCGCCCAAGGUGCUGAAAGGUCACGACGACCAUGUGAUCACCUGCCUCCAGUUUUGUGGCAACCGCAUCGUCAGCGGCUCCGACGACAACACGCUCAAAGUCUGGUCGGCCAUCACAGGAAAGUGUCUGCGCACCUUGGUGGGCCACACGGGCGGCGUGUGGUCGUCCCAGAUGCGGGACAACAUCAUCAUCAGCGGCUCCACCGACCGCACACUCAAGGUCUGGAACGCAGAGACAGGCGAAUGUAUCCACACCCUCUAUGGGCAUACCUCAACAGUGCGCUGCAUGCACCUACACGAGAAAAGGGUGGUGAGCGGGUCCCGCGACGCCACGCUGCGCGUCUGGGACAUCGAGACGGGUCAGUGUUUACACGUCCUCAUGGGCCACGUGGCGGCGGUGCGAUGCGUCCAGUACGACGGGCGGCGGGUGGUCAGCGGUGCCUACGACUUCAUGGUGAAGGUGUGGGACCCCGAGACGGAGACCUGCCUCCACACGCUGCAGGGCCACACCAACCGAGUGUACUCGUUACAGUUUGAUGGGAUCCACGUGGUGAGUGGCUCUCUGGACACGUCUAUAAGGGUCUGGGACGUGGAGACGGGCAACUGCAUCCACACGCUAACGGGGCAUCAGUCCCUCACCAGCGGCAUGGAGCUCAAAGACAACAUCCUGGUCUCGGGCAACGCAGACUCCACCGUCAAGAUCUGGGACAUCAAGACGGGCCAGUGCCUGCAGACGCUGCAGGGCCCCCACAAGCACCAGAGCGCCGUGACGUGCCUGCAGUUCAACAAGAACUUUGUUAUCACCAGCUCGGACGACGGCACGGUCAAACUGUGGGACCUGAAGACGGGCGAGUUCAUCCGAAACCUGGUGACGCUGGAGAGCGGCGGAAGCGGCGGCGUGGUGUGGCGCAUCCGGGCCUCCAACACCAAGCUGGUGUGCGCCGUCGGCAGCCGCAACGGCACGGAGGAGACCAAGCUGCUGGUGCUGGACUUUGACGUGGACAUGAAGUGAGGGGGGGGGGGGGGAGGAGGGGACAGCGAGAGGGGAAGAAACAGAGCGGGGACGGGAGACGAGGCGCCUAGAAACCGGAGAGCCAAAGCCCAGAGAACUCUGCACCAUCCACCACCACCACCACCCGUCCUCCACCCAUCAACUCCCGGGCCCCUUUGGGCUAAAUGUUACUGACGGAGCCACAGACCCUCAACCCCCCCCCCCCUGCCCACCCACCCUCACUCUCUCUGCCACCAGUUAGCGGUGGAGCCGGAGGGGAUCGAGGAAAUGAGGCGGUGGUGGGGGUGGGGGUGGGAGGGGCCUGAGCGAUCUGUCCCGAUUGGCUGGGAGGAAGACGAGAGGAAGAACGGACUGACUGAGAACGACGGAGCUCUUCCGAAGGGACUCUCCGCCCCUUUGUUUUGGGGUCCGCUUUGCACAGAGACUUGGUUUCGCGCAAGCCUGACAUAUUUUGAGAUGUACAGAGAUAUAUUAUUUUUUAACCCCCCCCCCCCCCCCCCCCCUUCCCUCUCCCAUCAACACAAACGCGCACACACACAGAACACAAAGGCCAACCGAGAGACAUUCACUGUAGGAAAAGAUUGCGGCAGGUGGGAGGCGUUUAAAGGUACAUUUCCACACACAGACACACGGUUGCACCUGAGGAGCUGCGAUUGUCAUUCGGCUCCAUUCACGUCACUGUUUCCGUUCUUAUUGUUCUCCACUCGGUUUUCUUUACAAUAUCGCACACAAACACAACUGUGAAUUUCAACAUCUUCUUGGUUCAUCACAUGAAAGGUUUUUUUUUUUUGUUGUUUUUUUGCGGUUGCCAACAGCAACAAAUCCCAGUAUUAAUAACCUGUUUAGGUUUGCUGUCAUUAUGUCACAAGGGUUUUUCCUCCUCUUCUUUAAUUUGAGUUGUUUGUUCUUCCUUCUUUUUCUAAAUACCUGAGUUUAGAGCUCCGUCUCCUCACAAACGUCAGUGCUGUCCAGAGAGUUGCAGUCUAGCCGGGGAGGGGGGGGGGGGGGGGGGCGCA